This is a messenger RNA of Manihot esculenta (cassava), 816 nucleotides long. RefSeq lists its product as uncharacterized. NCBI's taxonomy places the organism in Eukaryota, Viridiplantae, Streptophyta, Magnoliopsida, Malpighiales, Euphorbiaceae. The transcript is spliced from 2 exons. Bases 81 to 641 code for a protein of 186 amino acids. The record is from RefSeq and is a predicted model, not a curated record.
CUAUAUGAGAAAGCUGUAGGAUUCGCAUUUUAACAAAUCAUAACCAACUCUGGAGAAGCUCAACGAGAGGAUUACGAGAUAUGGGUUUUCGAUUUCCCUAUUCCAUCCUUUUCUUUCAUCUGCUGCUUUUCAUGUUUGGCCAUUAUUCUAAUGGAGUUAGAGAUGUGCCUAAGCAAGAGAACUUCCAUGGAAAUACAAAUGAAGCAAUGAAGAAUACUUCAGUCCAAUUAUAUUACAAAAUCUUGGAUGAACUUUUCAAAAGGCCAGCAAUACUUGUUGCUACAGCAUCAAAGUUUGGCAAGGAGUUCGAUAAUUUCGUGCUUGAUUUCGUGCAGGCUUCAUACAUAGGCUUGUUUACUCCAGACGAUGUAUAUUUUGGAAAGAUCAUGCUAUUUACUUUCCACAAGCCAAAAUCUCUGUUGAUCAUCAACAGGAGAAAUGUGAAAUCCCUCCUGCUGAAGUUGAGACCAAAGUCUGCGCUAGAGAUAUGGAAUCAAUGCUUGAUUAUGUUCAUCGAGUCUUCGGUUCAGACAGCGAGUUCAAGGCUGUCGAAACGAAGCACUCCACGAUAUCAGCUCCAUUAUUACAAGACUAUAUUGUGUUGGAAGAUCCUCAGGAGAUUAAGGGUCCUGGAAUUGUGAUUUGUCAUCCCAUGUAUGAAGAUUUCUUCUGUCAUUAUGAUGCUGAUGCUACAAAGAUUGUGAAAGUCUCACUCGGAGGUAAUAAUGGAGAUAAAGUUGAAGCUAUUGGCAUUUGCCAUAUGGAUACUUCAGGGUUGAGCCAUGAUCAUAUUGCGUUUCGCUUGCUACCGAUCAA